UCUACUCUCCCCUCUUUCUCUUUACUUGAAGAUGAUGACCGGAAACUUGAACGGCGGUGGAAGAGGAGGAGAAGGACCGUGCGGGGCGUGCAAGUUCUUGAGGAGAAAGUGUGUGAAAGGGUGCGUUUUCGCUCCGUAUUUCGAUGCAGAGCAAGGCACGGCGAGGUUUGCAGCGGUUCACAAAGUGUUUGGAGCGAGCAAUGCCUCUAAAAUGUUACUGAGAUUGCCUUUGCACAAGCGGUUUGACGCAGUGGUCACGCUCUGUUACGAGGCCAUGGCUAGGCUUCGUGAUCCUGUUUAUGGCUCUGUUGGCCAUCUCUUCUCUCUUCAGCACCAGGUGAUGAAUCUACAAGCAGAGCUAGCGCAUGUUCAAGCUCGUCUUUCAACAUUUCAGCACUUUCCUCUACAGUCGCCACAGCUGCCGCCUAUCGAUCUUGCGCAUAACAAUGAAUAUCCGAUGGAACAACCGAGUAACUUGGAUAGUGCGUGGGAAGAAGAACAUUUACUUCAAGGUGGAAUUGAAGAUGGGGAAUUCCAAGAACUGGCCAUGCAGUACAUCUCAAGGUACUUACCAGCGGUCAAACUUCCGGCUGGCACUUAGGUCAAACUACUAGUCAGACGUAUGUAUCAUAGCAAUGGAGAGUAGGAAAAAAAAGGGACGAGUCUCUGUUCCCAAAGUUGACCAUUCCACUUAAGAUCAUUACUAUGCCAAUAGGCCCAUCUUAAGAGAGAUAUAUAGCUAAAAUUAUGUAUGCCUGUUAGAAUUGGUUAUUGCAUGGAGUGUUUCUACGAUAAAUC
This is a messenger RNA of Camelina sativa (false flax), 798 nucleotides long. Its product is annotated as LOB domain-containing protein 19. The record is from RefSeq and is a predicted model, not a curated record. Lineage: Eukaryota; Viridiplantae; Streptophyta; Magnoliopsida; Brassicales; Brassicaceae. Gene Ontology annotation, cellular component: nucleus. Gene Ontology annotation, biological process: positive regulation of DNA-templated transcription; hormone-mediated signaling pathway.